AGCGCUAUCCUUUUGAGGGGAGCACUUUAGGCGGUGACGACUAUUCAACAAAAAUCACUCUGUAUCUAGGAAUUCCAGUGGGGAAUGACAAUUUUUAUCAAGUUUAUGUGACCACAAAUGGACUCGUCACGUUUAACACCUCAGUUAUAACUUAUAACCCAAAUAUGUCCUCGCCUUACCCGUUUUUAGCUCCCUUCUGGACAGACCUGGUUCCCAAACGUAUCAAAAAUGAUAGAGUGUCUUACAGAGUAUACAUGGACAAAUCAACAUUGAAGAAUGCUAAUAUCGAUGUACAGAAUUUCAGUAGGACACCUUCUUUUCAAGCCAAAUGGAUGCUGGUAGUAACUUGGUAUAAUACGAGUGUUAUUUCCCAUGAAGAUCAUAAGAUAACUGUUCAAUGUAUCCUGAUAACAGAUCACGUGUCUACAUACACAAUAUACAGAUUUAUUAACGUGAGCAUUAGUGAUGUAGGGAGCAAAAUAGGAAUUGGAUUUAACAACGGUACUUCUCUUAGCAACCCAUACUCUUUCACAACCAGUGCAUAUAGAAUGGGUACUCACAUUGGGAACACAGGUCUCUUCGGAGUUUGGUUCUACACAGUUACCCCAGAUAAAAAUAAUUGCGUUUUCGGAACUUGUGAACAUGAAGGGGUUUGUGAGGAUUUGUACAGAGAUUUUCAGUGUCAUUGCAAGCCUGGAUUUAAGGGGAAAAGGUGCCAAACAGAUAUCAACGAAUGCCUAGCACAGCCAUGUGACAAUGGAACCUGCGACAACACGGUAGGGAGUUAUCACUGUACCUGUUUUCUCGGUUGGACAGGGAAGCACUGCGAUUCUGAGGAGAAUUGGAACAACACUGUAUGUUCAAGGGAGGAAGUCUGCUGUAAAAUGUCACCGUACAAAUCACAUGAAGAAACGGAUUCUGGUAUAGUAGCUGCUUUGUCUGCACUGUUAGCUGUUGUGAGUUUGAGUUCCUUGGCCCUGGCUGUGCUUACAUGUCAUUUUAGAAGACAAAGAAUUCCAGAACAGAAAAAUGUGACGGAGGAAACUUACGAGAAUGUAACAGUGACGAACACAACAGAACAGGGGUCGUCAAUAUAUACAAACCUGCAACUGAGCCCGAACACCAGCAAAUGAACGACAAAUACGAACAACAUGGCAUAUGUCAAUUAUUUAUAUGUAAUAUGACAAACAGAAUACUCAAUCGUGUUUAACCUGUUUCAGAAGAAUGGUGAUACUAAAUUAACGUACUCAUUUAAGUCGAUGUUAGA
Molecule: messenger RNA, 1267 nt
Organism: Saccostrea echinata
Lineage: Eukaryota; Metazoa; Mollusca; Bivalvia; Ostreida; Ostreidae
Product: sushi, nidogen and EGF-like domain-containing protein 1
Exons: 9
Coding region: 165-1133 (322 amino acids)
Biological process (GO): establishment or maintenance of epithelial cell apical/basal polarity; heterophilic cell-cell adhesion; cell-matrix adhesion
Cellular component (GO): plasma membrane; protein-containing complex
Molecular function (GO): calcium ion binding
Source: RefSeq, a predicted model, not a curated record